AUGCACAUCCGAGUUUCCGCGAAGCAUCUCACCUUAGGCUCCCCCGUUUUCAACAGGAUGCUCAAUGGUGACUGGACGGAAGCUGCAGAAUUCAAAGAGAAGGGUUCUGCUGAACUUGUGGUGCCCAACUGGGGCGUUGAGGCCCUUAUCCUAGUCCUGUAUAUCAUACACGCACAAACCACUAAAGUGUCCAGAUUGCUAGGCUUAGAGGACUUAGCAAAGGUUACUGUCGUCACAGACUACUACGUUGUCAAGAAAGUCAAGCUCUCAAACUCCAGCAACCCCCGCGAGAUUCUGUCCUAUGAGUUUGGGUCUCUUUACUUUUCGCGGCGUCCAGACAGCUUUGCCACAGCUUGUUCCAUUGCCAUAGAGCAACUCAAGUCGCCUAUAUCGUCCCUUGGCCUCCCAAUACCAGCACUAAUUAUUGACGAGAUUAAUAGGCGCAGGACAGAAGCAAUCCAGUCAGGCCUCGACCUUUUGUACUCACGCCGAGACUCCCUUCUGGAUAUUAUUAACGGCACAAAUGACGAGGACGGAUCGCGCUGUACUGUUGAAUGCGCCGCUAUGACUUACGGCCAGAUGUCCAAGGGCAUGCGUGCGUUUGGAAUGCUGCCAUCCCGGCCAGACCCCCCGUUCACCGGUGUAAAUAAUGAUUCAUUCAGUGCUCUCAGUGAACUUGGCUGUGGAUAUUGGGGAGAGCGUCGUGGCCCUUAUAGCAAAAGGUUCAAGCCGCAUAAGUGCAGUACUUCGUCAAGCUACUCCGCAAUGUUCGAUGGUAUAUACCACAAAGUCGAGCUGCUUUCAUUAUCCGACUACAUACCCAAGGUGUAA
Messenger RNA from Aspergillus puulaauensis, 831 nucleotides. RefSeq lists its product as uncharacterized. Bases 1 to 831 code for a protein of 276 amino acids. The record is from RefSeq and is a predicted model, not a curated record. Lineage: Eukaryota; Fungi; Ascomycota; Eurotiomycetes; Eurotiales; Aspergillaceae. The transcript is spliced from 3 exons.